UUGCAUAAUUCCGAGGCCUCAACCCUAUAUUAAUUUCUGCCGCCAUUCGGAGGCUCAGUGGUCAUAGCUGCUCCGCUCUCCACUGCCCACUUGCUCCCCUCCGUUACCGCUGCCACCGCCGCCACCGCCACCGCAGUCUCUUCCUGUUUGCGUGCUCGGAUUUCAUGGUUUUUAUUUAACAGGAGGAGGAGGACACAAUGAGAUUGGAGAAAUGUUGGUUUUGUUCCUCAAGUAUAUAUCCAGGCCAUGGUAUUCAGUUUGUACGAAAUGAUGCAAAGAUCUUUCGGUUCUGUAGAUCUAAGUGUCACAAGAACUUUAAGAUGAAGAGGAAUCCACGUAAAGUAAAAUGGACAAAAGCAUAUAGGCGGCUGCAUGGAAAGGACAUGACUCAGGACUCGACAUUUGAAUUCGAGAGGAAGCGUAAUAGGCCGGAGAGAUAUGACAGGAAUCUAACUGAGAACACUUUGAAGGCCAUCAAGAAAAUUGAUAAAAUCAGAGUCGAUAGGGAGGAUAGACAUAUCACAAAGAGGAUGAAAGGAAAGAAAGCCAAGGAGCAGAGAGAAGCAGCGAAGGAGCUCGAGCAGAGCAUUCACAUGGUCAAAGCUCCGGCUGCGCUCAACAAAGAGCCAUCUCUUACACUGCCAAUCAAGGUUUCGCAAAAGCAGUCAGAGGAAACUCGCAUGGAGGAAUGAACAAUUCACUUCCUAUAUUCUAUAUUCUCAAACUAAAACAUAUAAUGCAUUCUCAUUUCAGUAUGUUUAACUUUUUUAUUACAUAUAACUGUCUUAAUCUUGUAUCCAUAAAAAAAAAGAAAACUGCCAUAAUCUUGUACUGCCUUGAAGUAUUAGAAAACUUCUCUGACUAGAUACAGACACACA
Molecule: messenger RNA, 878 nt
Organism: Nicotiana tabacum (common tobacco)
Lineage: Eukaryota; Viridiplantae; Streptophyta; Magnoliopsida; Solanales; Solanaceae
Product: putative ribosome biogenesis protein RLP24
Biological process (GO): ribosomal large subunit biogenesis
Cellular component (GO): nucleolus
Molecular function (GO): structural constituent of ribosome
Source: RefSeq, a predicted model, not a curated record